This is a messenger RNA of Phytophthora nicotianae INRA-310, 1411 nucleotides long. RefSeq lists its product as hypothetical. NCBI's taxonomy places the organism in Eukaryota, Oomycota, Peronosporomycetes, Peronosporales, Peronosporaceae. The annotation marks the transcript as partial. The record is from RefSeq and is a predicted model, not a curated record. Gene Ontology annotation, cellular component: endoplasmic reticulum; endoplasmic reticulum membrane. Gene Ontology annotation, biological process: protein folding. The transcript has a single exon. Gene Ontology annotation, molecular function: calcium ion binding.
UCCGACCCAACCGACUUGAAGGCCUUCAUUCCGUCGAGGGCAUUCGAGAAUUUGCGCUCUCCAAGCACGAACGAACCGACCAACACUCUUCAAAUCUGUACAAUGCUGACCAAGCUGGUGGUGGCUAUGGCCGCUGUGGCCGCGACUGUGGCCCAGGCCGAGACGAUCUUCCGCGAGACGUUUGACGACGCCGACUGGGAGAGCCGCUGGGUGGCCUCGACGUGGAAGCCCGCGGCCGAGGUGGGCAAGUUCGAGCAGGUGGUGGGCAAGCACUACGUGGAGGAGGGCGACAAGGCCAUCAAGACGAGCGAGGACGCGCGCUUCUACGCUCUGUCGGCCAAGUUCGACAAGCCCCUGAACAACAAGGGCAAGGACCUAUACCUCUCGUAUCUGGUGCAGCACGAGCAGAAGCUGGACUGCGGUGGCGCCUACAUUAAGCUGCUCCCUGCUGACGUGGACCAGGAGAACUUUGGCGGUGAGUCGCCCUACGCUGUCAUGUUCGGCCCCGAUAUCUGCGGUAGCACCAAGAAGACCCACGCCAUUCUAAACUACGCACGUCCGGGCGAGGAUGCCGUCAACAUGGACCACAAGGACACGAUUCGUGCCGAAUCCGACACGGACGCCCACGUGUACUCGUUCGUUCUUAAGCAGGACAACACGUACGAGGUCAAGAUCGACGGUAAGACCAUCAAGGAGGGUCCCUUGGACAAGAGCUGGCCGUUCCAGCCCGAGAAGCAGAUCAAGGACCCCAACCAGUCCAAGCCCAAGGACUGGGUGGACGCUAAGCAGAUUCCCGACCCAGAGGACAAGAAACCCGAGGGAUGGGACGACAUUCCCAAGACCAUCCCGGACCCGGACGCCGAGAAGCCCGAGGACUGGGACGACGAGGACGACGGAGAGUGGGAACCGGCGAUGAUCGAGAACCCGGAGUACAAGGGCGAGUGGAAGCCCAAGAUGAUCGACAACCCGGACUACAAGGGCGAGUGGGAACACCCGAUGAUCGACAACCCGGACUACUUCGAGGACGACGCCAUGUACAACGUGGCCAAGAAUGUUGGUGCUGUUGGUUUCGAGCUGUGGCAGGUCAAGAGCGGCACUCUGUUCGACGAUAUCUUGGUCACGGACAGCGAGGAGGAGUUCAACGCUCACGAGGAGGCUGUUCUGGCUAAGACGGAGGCGAUGGCUGCUAAGAAGAAGCAGAUUCAGGACGAAGAGAAGGCCAAGAAGGAGGCCGAGGCGAAGGCGAAGGAGGCGGAGAAGGAAGACGCUGACGAGGCUGAUGAUGAGGAGGAAGAAGCCGCUGAAGAGGCGGAGGAGACCAAGGAGGAGGCUAAGGAAGAGACCCAGGAGGAGAAGGCUGAGAAGGACGAGCUGUAGACGUCGACCCAAAAAAUAGUCCCCUUCUUACUUU